Messenger RNA from Cyclospora cayetanensis, 360 nucleotides. Its product is annotated as ice-structuring glycoprotein-like. The transcript is spliced from 2 exons. Lineage: Eukaryota; Apicomplexa; Conoidasida; Eucoccidiorida; Eimeriidae. The record is from RefSeq and is a predicted model, not a curated record. Bases 1 to 360 code for a protein of 119 amino acids.
AUGAGCGGUCGCCCUCUAGGAUCGACAGACACCACGGCAACCACAGCAGCUGCUGAAGUGGCAGCAGUUGUGCGAACCGGAGUUCACAAGAGGGCUGACGCAGCAGCCGUGUCUGCACCCGCAGCGGAGACUCCCACUGCCGCCUCGGCGGCUCUUCCAGCAACAGCCGCACCAGCACGCUACGCCUUCGCUGCAAGGGCGGCUGUCUGUCCGCGUCGCGCGACUGCAGAGGCAGUGGGCUCCUCUGCUGCUGCACCAGGGACUGCCGCGGCAUGCGGAAGCUGCUCGACGCGCUGCCUCGCACGAGCAGCCUCCGCAGCAGGAGAAACCUCCGGAAGCCCUCCAGCAGCUGUCGCCUGA